AAGGUCUAGCUUUAUACCGAGCUCCACCCACUUGAAACCUGUCAAGUCAGCAGUUGGUGUUCAAAAUUUUGGUGAAGAAGCUAUAAACGAUGAGUGGUCUUUCUCCAGCCGCAGUAAGUAUCCCUGAUGAGCAUAGUGACUAUGAGUGCUUUGUAGCAGACAUUCAGAAAGAUUUUGAGCUCAGAGUGGAGGCUGUUCAACGAGCAGCAGACGAAAACACCAGAGUUUAUGAGGUUUACAGUAGUGAACUGAAGAAACAGCUUCAAGAGAGCCUUGUUGCUAACCAGCGCCUGGAGGAGUGUUGUGCUCAACUAGAGGAGGAGGUUGCUCGUAGCAAAGCUGAGAGAAAGUUAUCAGAGAGCAAAAUAGUCGAGAUACAACAGAGAGAGCAGGAGAGGGUCGAUGGAGCUCUUGAGUUGCUGAGUCGCAUGGCUUGUGUGAGGGUGAUACAGGUAGAGAUAUCUGGAGACAUUACUGUCUAUACUUGUGCAAUCAUCAAUGGAAUUUUGAAAGACCUUAAAUUCAGUUUGUCUCUGGAUAAGUCUACUUGGGACUACACAUAUAAGCCACUGUCGUCCGUUGCAGUCAACAACAAAGGGACUCUUGAUCUGAACACAAGUAGCUGUUUUCCAGACUAUAUGAUCAGUCGGUUUCUAUCAAAUCUUUUGAAAUUCACUCUUUCAUAAUCCACCCCUAUGUAUAUAAUUUAUGUGCAUUCGUUUUUAUUUCACUCACUGAAUAAUUAGAUUAUAAUACCAUUCCAACAAACAAAUGAAUGAUGAACAAUUAUGA
Molecule: messenger RNA, 792 nt
Organism: Halichondria panicea
Lineage: Eukaryota; Metazoa; Porifera; Demospongiae; Suberitida; Halichondriidae
Exons: 3
Coding region: 90-686 (198 amino acids)
Source: RefSeq, a predicted model, not a curated record